Eruca vesicaria subsp. sativa (arugula) is the source of this 564-nucleotide messenger RNA. NCBI's taxonomy places the organism in Eukaryota, Viridiplantae, Streptophyta, Magnoliopsida, Brassicales, Brassicaceae. The record is from the annotation of a GenBank genome assembly.
AUGGAGAGUAAAAAAGCACAAGGACAAGGGUAUCUAAAGAAGAAGGCUAGUAUAUCAAGUUACCUUGUGGAUGAAGAAUUAGAGAAUGAUACGGAUGGAGAAGAGGAAGUUGAGAGAUGGGAGGAGAAGAGGAAAGGAGUGAUGGAUAGGUUAAAAGGAUCUAGCAGCAGCAGCAGCACCGAGCGUAGCUCAUUGCGGCUUUGCCAAGUAGAUAGAUGCACAACUGAUUUGAAAGAGGCUAAACAGUAUCACCGGAGACACAAAGUGUGUGAAGUUCAUGCAAAGGCAUCUUCUGUCUAUCUCGCAAGUGUUAAACAACGCUUUUGUCAACAGUGCAGCAGGUUUCACGAGCUCCCAGAGUUUGAUGAAGCUAAAAGAAGCUGCAGGAGACGCUUAGCUGGACACAACGAGAGGCGGAGGAAGAGCUCUGGUGAGAGUUAUGGAGAAGGGUCAGGUGGCCGAAGAGGAAUAACUGGUCAGGUGGUGCAGAAUCAAGAAAGAUCAAGGGUAGAGAUGACACUUCCUAUGUCAAACGCAUCAUUCAAGCGACCACAGAUUAAAUAG